This is a messenger RNA of Medicago truncatula (barrel medic), 700 nucleotides long. RefSeq lists its product as uncharacterized. Bases 68 to 472 code for a protein of 134 amino acids. The record is from RefSeq and is a predicted model, not a curated record. The transcript is spliced from 2 exons. NCBI's taxonomy places the organism in Eukaryota, Viridiplantae, Streptophyta, Magnoliopsida, Fabales, Fabaceae.
AUGAUCUCUAUAAGUAGCAUCUGAUUGUAUUCAAGUUUGACAACAAUAAACUAUUGGUUGAUCAAGGAUGAAAAUCAAGCAUUUUUUCUUCAUGUUCUUGCUUUGUUUACUACUUAUUAUAUCUAUUAGGGCAAUUCAGACAUCCAAAGAUGGGAAUCAAUUUGGUGUAAUGAAAGAAUCCAAAACAAAAAUAGGAAUUGAUGGUUGGCGAGACUGGGGAGGCUCAUUUCCGGACGUUGAGAAAGAGAAUAAUGGUGGAGGUGACAAAGAAAGUGGACAAGGUAAAAGUGCAAAAGAAAAAGGUGAAGCCCAUGAAAGUGUAACAGUAGGUUGGAGAGACUGGGGAGGUGCAUUUCUGCACGUUGAGAAAGAGAAUGUUGGUAGAAUAAACAAUGAAGGUGAACAUGGAAAAUUUGCAAAAGAAAAUGGUGAAGACACCAAAAAUGAAAGUCUCAACCACUUAAUUAAAUAGAGAGAAUGGUAGAUGUUUAUGUUUGGGGAAAAGGACAUGUAAGGAAGGUGGCUUUAACAAUGAAAAUGGAGAGGAUGAGAGACAUCGAUGGAAAUAAGACUCUACAUGUGUGUAUUGUAUCCCAUAUAAUAUGUAAAAUAAAAUGACCACUCUAUCUUAUUUCAUGCCAAUUACAUAAUAAUAAGAACAUCUAUCUAUAAAUAAGUAGUUUCUUUAUUGAUAUCUUUA